AUGUUACCUCUCUUUGCUCUUCAGGCUAGAAGCGUACACUAUUACUACGAUCAUAACGAGGAACAGUACGAUGAUGACAACCUCAAGUUCGGUAUCUCGUACCACUUACCAAGAGGUUGGGGCACACUUGGCUUCCGCUACGAAUCCAACGAGGAAGAACUUGAUGACGAUAACAUCAAGUUUAACAUCAGAGGUCACUUACCAAAGGGCUGGGGCGACAUCAUAUUCCGCUACGAAUCCAACGAAGAAGAACUCGAUGACGAUAACAUCAAGUUCGGUAUCCGUUACCACUUACCAAGAGGCUGGGGCACACUUGGCUUCCGCUACGAAUCCAACGAAGAAGAACUCGAUGACGAUAACAUCAAGUUCGGUAUCCGUUACCACUUACCAAGAGGCUGGGGCACACUUGGCUUCCGCUACGAAUCCAACGAAGAAGAACUUGAUGACGAUAACAUCAAGUUUAACAUCAGAGGCCACUUACCAAAGGGCUGGGGCGACAUCAUAUUCCGCUACGAAUCUAAUGAAGAAGAGUAUGAGGAUGAUGACAACAUCAAGUUCGGUAUCCGUUACCACUUACCAAGAGGCUGGGGCACACUUGGCUUCCGUUAUGAGUCAAACGAAGAAGAGUAUGAGGAUGAUGACAACAUCAAGGGUGGCAUCAGAUUCCGUUUACCAAAAAGCUGGGGAGAAAUCAGAAUUCGCUAUGAAAGCAAUGAGUAA
Molecule: messenger RNA, 720 nt
Organism: Trichomonas vaginalis G3
Lineage: Eukaryota; Parabasalia; Trichomonadida; Trichomonadidae
Exons: 1
Coding region: 1-720 (239 amino acids)
Source: RefSeq, a predicted model, not a curated record